AUGCUCCCUUCCCAGUCCUAUGGCAACAUCUCCUUCUUCCAGCCACCUGUUUUCCUGAUGGUUGGCAUCCCAGGGCUGGAGGCUGUUCAUGGCUGGAUCUCCAUCCCAUUCUCCGCCAUGUACACUGCGGCCCACACUGGAAACUGCCUGAUCCUCUUGGCUGUGAGGAGGACUCCCAGCCUGCACCAGCCCAUGUACUAUUUCCUGUCAAUGCUGGCCCUCACCGAGGUGGGCCUCACCUUGUCCACACUGCCCACCACCCUGGCUGGGCUGUGGUUUGACCAUCGGCUCAUUGGCUUCAAUGCCUGUCUGGUCCAGAUGUUCUUCCUCCACUCCUUCUCUGUGGUGGAGUCCUCAGUGCUGCUGGCCAUGUCGUUUGACCGUUUUGUGGCCAUCUCCAACCCCCUGCGCUAUGCAGCUGUGCUCACAAAUAAUGUCAUAAUCAGGAUUGGGCUGGCCAUUGUGGCCCGUGCUACCCUAUCUCUCUUCCCAGUGCCAUUCCUGCUUAAACGUCUGAACUUCUGCCCUAACAAGAUACUCUUGUCUCACUCAUUCUGUUUCCAUCCUGAUGUGAUGAGGCAGGCCUGUGCUGACAUCACCAUAAACAUUCUCUAUGGGCUCUAUGUGGUUGUGUCCACUGGGGGCAUAGACUCCCCGUUCAUUGUCCUGUCCUACACUCUCACUGGGCUGGCUUCUCCCCGGGAGCGCAUCCAGGCCCUCAACACCUGUGUCUCCCACAUCCUGGCUGUCUUUGUCUUCUACAUCCCAAGCACAGUAGUGUCCAUGAUCCACCAUUUUGGGAGGCACCUGCCCCACAUUGUUCAUGCUCUUGUUGCCUAUGUGUACCUGGUAGUGCCCCCUGUGCUCAACCCUAUCAUUUACAGUGUGAAAUCCAAGCCCAUCAGGGAGGCCGUGCUCAAGGUGCUGAGGAGGAGAGGCCAGAGCUAA
Diceros bicornis minor is the source of this 948-nucleotide messenger RNA. RefSeq names its product olfactory receptor 51I2-like. Gene Ontology annotation, molecular function: G protein-coupled receptor activity; olfactory receptor activity. Gene Ontology annotation, biological process: G protein-coupled receptor signaling pathway. The record is from RefSeq and is a predicted model, not a curated record. Gene Ontology annotation, cellular component: membrane. Lineage: Eukaryota; Metazoa; Chordata; Mammalia; Perissodactyla; Rhinocerotidae.